Molecule: messenger RNA, 3357 nt
Organism: Dryobates pubescens (Downy woodpecker)
Lineage: Eukaryota; Metazoa; Chordata; Aves; Piciformes; Picidae
Product: zinc finger protein 420
Exons: 5
Coding region: 1-3357 (1118 amino acids)
Source: RefSeq, a predicted model, not a curated record
AUGGAGGGCAACGAUGAUGAGGGGAACCACGACUCUGAUGAUGACUCUGAGGACGAAGAUGGCCAAGAUGAUGGAAAGAAGGAGGAAGAGGAUGAACCCACGGCAGCCCCCUCUGUGCCACCUGAGCAGCCAAAUCGGUGCCCUGAGUGCGGGCAGAGCUGGCCAGCGGGCUCCGAGCCGGGGAAGCACCACUGCCCCCGCCCCGGCGCCCAGCCCCUCAUCUGCGGUGACUGCGGGAGGAGCUUCGCCUUCCGCUCCACCCUCGCCAACCACCGCCGCAGCCACACCGGCGAGAAGCCCUUCGCCUGCCCCGACUGCGGCAAGGCCUUCGGCGCCAAGUCCUCUCUGGCCGUGCACCGCCGCAGCCACACCGGCGAGGGGGCGUGCGCCUGCCCCGACUGCGGCCAGAGCUGCAGCAGCAGGACCGCCCUCGCCGUCCACCGGCGCACGCACACGGGGGAGAAGCCCUACGCCUGCCCCGACUGCGGCAAGAGCUUCAGCCAGAGCUCCACCCUCACCCAGCACAUCUACACUCACACCGGGGAGAAGCUCUCCUGCCCCGACUGCGGCAAGCGCUUCAGCCGCAGUUCCACCCUGGCCAACCACCGCCGCGUCCACACCGGGGAGAAGCUCUUCCCCUGCUCGGAGUGCGGCAAGAGCUUCACCCUGAGCUACCGGCUCCUCCGCCACCGCCUCACCCACAGCGGCGAAGACUUCUGCAGCUGCCCCGACUGCGGCAAGGGCUUCAACUGCAGGUCCUCCCUCGCCCUGCACCGCCGCACCCACACGGGGGAGAGGCCCUACGCCUGCCCCGACUGCGGCAAGAGCUUCAGCAGCAGAUCCAGCCUCACCGUGCACCGCCGCACCCACACGGGGGAGAAGCCCUACGCCUGCCCCGACUGCGGCAAGGGCUUCAUCGACAAGCCCUCCCUCGACAAGCACCGCCGCGUCCACACCGGUGAGCGGCCCUACGGCUGCGCCGACUGCGGCAAGAGCUUCAAGCGCCGCUUCAACCUCACGCACCACCUCUGCGCCCACGCCGGUGACCAGCCCCCGCCGAGGGGCAGGCGAAACUCCGCCCAGCGGACGGGCAGCGACAGCCAAUCAGAGCCGCCGGAGAACCGGAGCCACACCCCCCGCGGUAAAAGAGGGAACCGCCCCCGCCAGCCCCCCGCCACCAUUUUGGCUGCCUCGUGGGAAGAGGUCGCGGAGGAACGGAGCCGGGAGGGGGCUGGGGGCCCCGGGGAGCGCUGGGACCAGCGGCAGCAGAGCCGGGAGGGGGCUGGGGGCCCCGGGGCGCGCUGGGACCUGCGGCAGCAGAGCUGGGAGGGGGCUGGGGCGCGCUGGGACCGGCGGCAGCAGAGCCGGGAGGGGGCUGCUUUUGGGGCUCUGAAGGAUAUCAGCUGUGGAGUCUGGCGGUCCCCCAGGCGGGUGGGGGAGGAGGAAGAGGAGAAGGACGACAAUGAGGAGACAGAGGAGGAGGAGAAAGAUGAGGUGAAAAAGGAGGAAGAGGAUGAGGAGGAAGAGAAGGAGGAGGGUGACAAGGAGGGUGAGAAUGGUGAGAAUGAUGACUAUGAGGACGAUGACUAUGAGGAGAAUGAUGAUGAAGAUGAUGAAGACUAUGAAGAAGAGAGCCGCAUCAGCAAGAGGUCUGCCACCUGCGCCGACUGCGGCAAGAGCUUCAGCAGCAAGUUCUACCUCACCAUCCACCGCCGUAGCCACACCGGGGAGAAGCCUUUUGCCUGCGCCGACUGCGGCAAGAGCUUCAGCAGCAAGUUCUACCUCACUGUCCACCACCGAAGCCACACCGGGGAGAAGCCUUUUGCCUGUUCUGACUGCGGGAAGAGCUUCAGGACCAAAUCCUAUCUCGCCAUCCACCGUCGCAGCCACACCGAUGAUAUGCCGUAUGUCUGUGCCGACUGCGGCAAGAGCUUCAGCAGCAGCUCAGCCCUUACCAUCCACCGGCGCUCACACACCAGCAAGAAGCCUUUUGCCUGCACUGACUGCGGCAAGAGCUUCAGCAGCAAGUUCUACCUCACCAUCCACCGCCGCAGCCAUACCGGGGAGAAGCCUUUUGCCUGCACUGACUGCGGUAAGAGCUUCAGCAGCAAGUUCUAUCUCACCAUCCACCACCGCAGUCACACCGGGAAGAAGCCUUUCGCCUGCACUGACUGCGGCAAGAGCUUCCACAGCAAGUUCUACCUCACCACCCACCGCCGCAGCCACACCAGGGAGAAGCUUUUCGCCUGUUCUGACUGUGGGAAGAGCUUCAAGUCCAAAUCCCAUCUCACCAUCCACCGUCGCAGCCACACUGGGGAGAAGCUUUUCGCCUGUUCUGACUGUGGGAAGAGCUUCAAGUCCAAAUCCCAUCUCACCAUCCACCAUCGCAGCCACACUGGGGAGAAGUCUUUCGCCUGUUCUGACUGUGGCAAGAGCUUCAAGUCCAACUCCUAUCUCACCAUCCACCGUCGCAGCCACACCGGGGAGAAGCCUUUCGCCUGUGCCGACUGCGACCAGUGCUUCCAAUCCAAAUCCGCCCUCGUGCAGCACCAGCACUUGCACGCUGGCAAGAAUCCUUUCACCUGUCCCGACUGUGGCCUGAGCUGCAGCUGCAGAUUCACCCUCAUCCAGCACCAGCGCUCCCACACCGGCGAGAAGCCCUUCACCUGCCCCGACUGCGGCAAGAGCUUCAGUCAGAGCUCCACUCUCAGCCAGCAUCGCCUCACGCACACCAGCGAGAAGCCGUUCCGCUGCGCCGAGUGCGGCAGGAGCUUCAGCCGGGGCACAAUGCUCGUCCGGCACAGCCGCAUCCACACCAGUGAAAAACCCUACGGCUGCCCCGACUGCGGCAAGAGGUUCAACCACACCUACACCCUCACCCGGCACCGCCGCGUCCACACCGGCGAGAAGCCCUUCACCUGCGCUCAGUGCGGCAAGAGCUACAGCGACUGCUCUGCCCUGGCCGUACACCGCCGCAUGCACACGGGGGAGAAGCCCCACACCUGCAGAGACUGCGGCAAGAGCUUCCUCCGGAAAUCCCAGCUCACCGCACACCACCGCACCCACACCGGGGAGAAGCCCUUCGCCUGCCCCGACUGCGGCAAGAGCUUCCGCACCCGCUCCGAUCUCUCCACGCACCGCCGCAUCCACACCGGCGAGAAGCCCUACGCCUGCCCUGACUGCGGCAGGUGUUUCACUGACAGGUCCUCCCUCACCCAGCACCUCCUUGUCCACACCAAUGAGAGAGCCCACAGCUGCGCUGGCUGUGGCAAGAGGUUCAAGCGCCGCUACCAGCUCUCCCAGCACCACUGCACCCACGCCGGUGACCAGCCCACGCCGAGGGGCAGGCGAAAGUAG